AUGAUUCGUCCUAUCGCACAAAUAUCUUGCUGGAUUGUUGAGGAUUCUUCGAAAGAAUAUAAACCUCCAGAAGGUUUCUACGUGAACCAGUUGCAAGGCGGACAAGGUGGAAAACCCAGUCGUCGCAACACGGAACUCUUUCUAGACCUUCCUCUAAUCCCGGGGCGAGCCAUAAAUAUUGGACGGGACCAUCAUGUGAAUGAAAUUUCAAUAAAUCAUCCUAAUGUUUCAAGAAAACAUUUCGUCAUCUAUUCAGUCAUCUACGACCUGAAUGAUAUUCAAAAGCAGCCCUGUUUGAUAUAUGUACGAGACUGUCAAUCUCUUGCGGGUACAUAUAUCAACGAAAUCUGCAUCGGUAAUAAAGAGAAAGGUGCUACGCGCGGAUUUUAUAUUAGUCGAGACGUUGAAGUUACUAUCAAGCCUUACUGGAAAUUUCGUAUCUCUCUUUUAGAUCAUAAUACCGAGCUAAAAUCACCCUUGAACUCAAUUCAACUCAAGGAGUCAACUCUUUUCCAAGAUCGAUACAUCAUUACAGACCGAACUCUCGGUCGUGGAGCUUUUGCAAAAAUUCAUCUAGCUGUCGACGCGAGAACGGGAAAACAGCUUGCUUGCAAAAUCCACGAUCUCGAUCGUCUUCGUCGACUAGCACCCUCUCAUGAUUUAAUCCGACGUAUUAAGGAUGAGACCGAUAUACUCGGAAAGCUGAGGCAUCCUAACCUUCCUGUAUUCGAAUAUGCGUUCCACUCAGCACACACCCUCUACACAUUUAUUGAGCUUGCAACAGGCGGGGACCUCUUUUCGAUGCGUCUAACCCGAGGAACUUUCGAUGAGCAAGAUUGCAAAUUCGUCAUUCGGCAAGUCAUAAAUGCCAUUUGUUAUCUUCAUAAGGGAGGUAUUGCACAUCGCGACCUAAAGCCCGAAAAUAUAUUCUUCGCUACAGGGCCGGAUCUUACAGGCCGUGUUAUUGUCGGUGACUUAGGAUUUGCAAAAUCCACAGCUUCAGGUCGUAUGGCUAGUCGAGUAGGUACUGACCAGUACAUGGCACCCGAAGUUGAAUAUGGCGGGACACAUGGUCUAGCUGUGGACAUUUGGUCCCUUGGCAUGAUUGUGGUGUUCCUUUUAGCACCAGAUGAGAACGCUGUUCCGAGUAGCAUCAUGAAAAUAAAUCAAGCAGCAAUUACCGGGUGGCUCGACAGCGUAUUCGAAGACCCUUCUCAACAGAGGAUAAGUAAUAGUUGUCAACAAUUCAUUAGGUCUUGUCUCAUGUUUGAACCUGGGCGUCGGUUGAAAGCAUCUGAAGCGAAGCAUCAUUCUUGGUUUCAGCAACAGCCAGACAAGCAACAAUUCAAGUUUCUCAUGAAGGAAAAUAUCGAGACGUGGAAACCAGCCCAUACAAUUGCUCCACCUAUACAAGAGCUUCCGGACAUACAGCAAAUCUGCAGUACAGUUCACCAAGAGGGGCAAGACAGGGCGUCUUACUCUUCAACUCCAUCGGCCAAUUUAGGGAAGAGGGCCUCCAUAGACACAACUGCGGAUGGAAGUAAUCCACAAGCAUCGCCUCAUUUCACCUAUCCAGGGCCGGUAGGGCCUAAGCGAUUGAAGAUGACUGGAUUGGGGGCUUAA
Molecule: messenger RNA, 1623 nt
Organism: Daldinia vernicosa
Lineage: Eukaryota; Fungi; Ascomycota; Sordariomycetes; Xylariales; Hypoxylaceae
Product: kinase-like protein
Exons: 7
Coding region: 1-1623 (540 amino acids)
Biological process (GO): protein phosphorylation
Molecular function (GO): protein binding; ATP binding; protein kinase activity
Source: RefSeq, a predicted model, not a curated record